AUGUGUUCCCGAACUGUAAUCGGCAGAUUCUCACGGACCGACAACUACAGUUUGGAUGCCGGUUCUAUCACGAGCCUCAUUUCGAUCUAUGGUGAUGAGAUGGAUAUCUCGAGGUUCCGGAUCAUGCUGGGCCACUCGGAGCAAGCAAAGGGCGAUUUCAACGACAGCAUAUACUUGAAUGACGGGAACGACUUUACAUUCGCGGCAAGAGCUGGCAAGGUUUCCGUGAUAAUGACAGAAUUUAACGCGCUCCUGUUCUCGGCAGCUCUUCCAGGCAGGAUUUCGAAAGCCUAUAAGAGGCAGAGGAGAGCAGAGUCGAGGCUGCCGGGGAUAUUGGAGGCCUAG
Molecule: messenger RNA, 345 nt
Organism: Drepanopeziza brunnea f. sp. 'multigermtubi' MB_m1
Lineage: Eukaryota; Fungi; Ascomycota; Leotiomycetes; Helotiales; Drepanopezizaceae
Source: RefSeq, a predicted model, not a curated record